UCCGCUUUCGUCUCGUUGACUGCGGAAGUAGCGAUUUGGAGACCGUUAGCCGGUGAAAACACAUCGCCCCCGGCGGUUCGCUUCCCGUUACACCGUACACAUCUCUAAGUUUACUCAUGUUAGUCUGCUAUACGGUCACCGCAACUCACGCCGUCCACCAUGGGUGUUAGCAGGAGGUCCAGUUUGAGGAUGGGUUCUCUACAGUAGCUGUCUGGGCCCGACGGCUCGUCCUGGAGGUCCUGCAUGGCGGUCCCGGUCCAGUUCCUGUGCCGGGGGAUUCGUACUGUCGGAUUAGUUCUCCUCUACUAUGUCUUCUCUAUAGGCAUCACGUUCUAUAACAAAUGGCUGAUGAAGGGCUUCCAUUAUCCCCUCUUCAUGACGCUGGUUCACCUCACCAUCAACUUCUGUCUGUCAGCGCUGACUCGGCGGGCCAUGCAGUGCUGGAUGGGGAAACCUCGCAUCGUUCUGAGCUGGACGGACUAUAUCUAUAAAGUGGCUCCAACAGCUUUUGCAACAGCACUGGAUAUUGGACUUUCCAACUGGAGCUUCCUCUUCAUCACCAUUAGCUUGUACACCAUGACCAAGUCCUCAGCGGUGCUGUUUAUCCUCUUUUUUUCUCUGGUCUUUAAACUGGAGGAGCCUAAUCCAUUCCUGAUCCUGGUGGUCCUGCUGAUCUCCAGCGGUCUGUUCAUGUUUACGUUCAAGUCGACCCAGUUCAACCUGGAGGGCUUCGUCAUGGUGCUGCUGGCCUCCUUCAUCGGAGGGAUCCGCUGGACCCUCACUCAGGUCCUCAUGCAGAAAGCAGAGCUGGGCCUUCAGAACCCGAUAGAUGCCAUGUACCACCUACAACCUCUCAUGUUCCUCGGCCUCUUUCCCCUCUUCCUGUAUAACGAAGGGCUGAGCCUCAGUACCUCAGAGAAGUUAUUCCGGGUGACAGAACUUUCUCCUCUGCUGUAUUCCCUCUUCACGCUGAGCAUCGGUGGCUUGCUGGCCUUCGGUUUGGGCUUCUCGGAGUUCCUGCUCGUCUCCAGAACCUCCAGCCUCACUUUGUCCAUAUCAGGAAUCUUUAAGGAGGUGUGCACUCUGCUGCUGGCUGCGUCUCUGAUGGGAGACAGAAUGAACGCAGUUAACUGGCUGGGAUUUGCAGUGUGUCUGUCUGGCAUUUCACUGCAUGUGGGACUCAAGACAUAUUAUUCCAAAAAUAAAGGCCCGUCUUUAAGGCACCUCAACACCAAGAGCCCCGAGCUGGAGCUGCCUCUACUGCGUCAGAACGGAGAUAAAGGCGACGACUCGGCCGCUGACGAAGACGAGGAACAAGAAAUCACCCUGCACUGAUACCACAGGACCACGUCUUCCUACACAACAGUGAUAUCAGAGGAGCGUCUUCAGAGUGUUUAAAAGCCGGGAACACUGCCACAACAAACAGAGGAAAUCCUCUAUUUCUUUCCCGAGGCCAGGGCCUCCUGUCGGCUCUACAUUAACUGUGACACAAAAUGAUGAUGUUUCGCCUUCGGGGAGGUUCAAAAUGUAGCCGAUACCUGCCAGUGUCAAGUAUGAUGUAUGGAGAGAGUGUUUCAGCUUUAACAGGAUAUUUCUGACACUUGGGCCAUCUUUCUUUGCCAACUUGCCACAUUGGAAAUAUGUUAGUUUAGUUUUACAUGUUAGGAAACUGAAGGGUGUCGCAGAUUUAUCAUGUGUAGAGAAGAGGAACUAGCUAAGAGUUAGCCGACUGACAACUGUGGAAGAAUGUAGCACGAUUCCCAGUAGCGUUGUUUUGUGUGAAAUCAGGAAUAAUAGAUGGAAAAUAUACUUCUUCUGAUUGCUGUUUUUGCUGCUGACAUCUUUGUGUUAUCAAAUCCAGUUUAAUAGAGCUGCAGCCAAGCAUUAUUAUUCUUCUAAUCAGUAAAUCUGCAGGUUACUUUCUUUCCUAAUGGAUUAAUUUGUUUGGUCUAAAAGUUUCCUGAAGCCUUAAGGUUAAUUCAAAAACGUGAUUAAUUUUCUAUUUUUGACUACCAACUAAGUGACCAUUUCAGACAUUUACAGAAUCAUUACAAAGUUCGGAUUGAUGUCAGGUUUUAUGCCGUAAAGUCCCCACGAAGUUGAUUUUAUAAUGUGUGUCUUAAUGCUGUGACAUUUAACAAUAUGGUUGUUUUUAAUCAAAUUUGCUUCUCAUGUUGGGAAGUCUGGAACAUUCGAUGAUUGCAUGUAAUCGGUUGCAUCGUUUGAGGCUUUUUCAUCGAGCGUCCAGAAGUUGGUGUGCAGAGACCUUAAUGUGCCUUAUUAACAGCAGCCGCCUCUCUCAAGAGCUAUUUUCAGAAUCCAUUCAGUCCGAGUCAGUGGUUGUGUAGCCGGAUCACUUGAGUUUAAAGCCAUUUCUGAGAGGGGUGAAGUGUUUUUUCUGUCAUGUUUUUCUGUGAAAUGCAGCGUUGUUGCACUACUCUGAGAAAUAAAGUGACAAAGAAGAAAAACAAA
Amphiprion ocellaris (clown anemonefish) is the source of this 2472-nucleotide messenger RNA. RefSeq names its product solute carrier family 35 member C2 (gene slc35h1). Gene Ontology annotation, molecular function: antiporter activity. The transcript has 10 exons. Gene Ontology annotation, biological process: UDP-glucose transmembrane transport. Bases 244 to 1335 code for a protein of 363 amino acids. The record is from RefSeq and is a predicted model, not a curated record. Gene Ontology annotation, cellular component: endoplasmic reticulum-Golgi intermediate compartment; Golgi apparatus; cis-Golgi network. Lineage: Eukaryota; Metazoa; Chordata; Actinopteri; Pomacentridae.